UGUGCACUACACCGCUCCACUGCCGCGCCAGAUCAUCCUUUAGGUGGAGCUUGUCGGCUUAUGCACAUCAUAUUUCCUUGGGCGAAAACACAACCUUUCCUCGGCCGCUCGCUAACUACCUACCUGUCCGCAACGCGCCGCCGCCAGCGUUUUCGUCUACCCUCCAAGUCCCCUCACUAGCAGUAGUGCUUAACCCUCGACCGCGACUCUGCUUUUGGCGUAGCAUGUCCCCGACUUACACCACUUCACCAAGCCAGCCCGCUACCGACACGUCUCUCAGCGCGCUACUCGCGUCGCAACAGAUGAACGGCCAUCCGCAUCCGCAGUCAAUGGACGCUCGCCAGCAGGAUUAUUCCCAGCAAGCUCCGCUCAAGCAAGAGUACUCGCAGCAGCAGCAGCAGCAACAGCAGCCAGGUUUGAAUUCGCCCUACGCUUCCUCGUCCUAUACCGGCAACCUUUCUGAGACUUUGUCCUCCCCAGACCAGAACCAAGCUGCUCAGUACCACCCAGACUCUGCGCGUUCCGCGUCAUUCCCCGAGUACCAGCAGCAACCCCAAGGCCAGCAACAACAGCAGCAGCAGCCUCAGCGACCGUAUCCCGAGCAGGGCGCCCCGCGAUACCAGCAGCCAGGUGGCCAUCCACACGCCGCAAUGGCUCAAUCAAGUCGGUCCUUGCCUCUUGCCAGCGCGCUGCACGACACGCGUUCUGACUCGGUCAUUACCAUAGAUCCCACAAUAGCCGCACAGAACCCUCAAUACCCUCAGCAACACGCAUACUCUCCAUACCCUCCCCAGCAUGAGAUGCACCAAUACCCUGGGCAGCCCGGCCAACCCAUGUACGCGCCCCGCCCCGAAUGGGGUGCCUACCACGCUCAACCUAUGCACUACCCCGUGUCAGCCGCCGGUGGACCGCCAGGAAUGGCAGCCGCCGUCCCCAGACCUCCAGGUGGUGGCCACCCCAUGUCUACUGUAUACUCGUUUGUCCCGAUUCCUGGCGCACAGCAGCACAAGCGUCCGCGCCGACGAUAUGAGGAAAUUGAGCGCAUGUACAAGUGCGGAUGGAAUGGCUGCGAAAAGGCUUAUGGCACGCUUAACCAUUUGAAUGCACACGUUACCAUGCAGUCGCACGGCGCAAAGCGCACUCCCGAAGAAUUCAAAGAAAUCCGCAAGGAGUGGAAGGCCAAAAAGAAGGAGGAGGAGAAUGCGCGAAAGCAAGAUGAGGAGCGCCAGCGCCAGGAGGCCGGUCGCGCUGCACAGGAAGCCGGCACCCCGACCCAACCCGCCCCGGCACAGUACCCGCAACAACAUAUGAUGCCUCCUCAGCCCAUGAGCAGUGCCCAGCUACCACCUAUCGGUUACGCCCCUGCUGCUCCACCUACUCCUCAGCAAUAUGCCCCGCCACAGCAGCAAGUAGAUGGAGCACAGUCUUACCCGGCUGGCCAGAUAUAUGCCACUAACGGAGGCUAUCCUCAGAGCCCAUACGCUCAGGGCGGCCCGAUGUACCAGCAACGUUAGACUGUCCAUCCGAUACUAAUGGAGCCGAGACUGACAGGAUGACAGAUCCUGAACAACCCCAGAAUCAGGCAUACCGAC
Molecule: messenger RNA, 1592 nt
Organism: Aureobasidium subglaciale EXF-2481
Lineage: Eukaryota; Fungi; Ascomycota; Dothideomycetes; Dothideales; Saccotheciaceae
Exons: 4
Coding region: 225-1514 (429 amino acids)
Biological process (GO): regulation of DNA-templated transcription
Source: RefSeq, a predicted model, not a curated record